CCCUCAUCCCUGUUAUUUUCUUGAUUUGAAGCAUUGCAGAUCAAUUUCAAAGAUGGCGACCUUCUUCCAGAGCGUUCGCCAAGGAUUUGGCCGGGGAGGAAACAACAAGAGCAACAAUCCCCCCAAAAGCCCAGCACAGGCCUCUACUCCCCAGCAUCAAGCCACCAUGUCGAAUUCGCCUUCGAUUUCUAGCAGUUUGUCGGUGGAGACUCAAGCGAAUGACCCCGAGGGACCCAAAUACUUCUUCCAGGAGAAGUAUGCCCCGCUGAAUGUGAGGGGCAACUUCUUGACCCUCUGUGCUUGCCCGAAGAAUGUGGAGCUGGGAGAGUGGCUGGCUCACCAGAUCGUUGAACAAUAUCGCCUACUCCACGGUAUGCUUCAGGUUAUCCAGGAGGUGAACAGUGUGACCGGUCUACCUAUCUGCAAUGAGAACACUUGCCCAACAAUGUCCGCUGGACGGCUGACCUAUACCUGGCUUGUUGACGGCCGCGCCGCCAAAAUUUCCGCGCCGAAGUUCAUCAACCGCGUCGAGAAAUGGAUCGUCAGCAAGAUCCACGACCCUGUCAUGUUCCCUACCGAAAAGGUCAACGGCACUCCUGAGACCUUUGCCAUCAAAGAGGCCAAUGGCGCAUCAACAACACCCUCCGAUCCCGCUAACCCAGAUGAGUGGAUCGGCAAGUCCAGUGGCUUCCCACCAACCUUUUACAAGGACUGCCAGGGUAUCAUGAAGCAGAUGUUCCGCUGCUACGCCCAUCUGUACCAUGCUCAUUGGCUCAACCCAUUUUGGCACAUUAACAAGCACGAUGUCCUCAACAUGUGCUUCGUUCACUUCGUGACAGUUUCAAAGUACUACGGACUUGUGUCCGACAAGGAGAUGGAGCCCAUGCAGCCAUUGAUUGAGUUGUUCAUCAAGCAGCAGCGGGUUCCCCCAGAGGCGCUCAACGGUGGCCACUGGGCCCAGCAGGCCGCCACUUAA
Penicillium crustosum is the source of this 976-nucleotide messenger RNA. RefSeq names its product Mob1/phocein family protein. Lineage: Eukaryota; Fungi; Ascomycota; Eurotiomycetes; Eurotiales; Aspergillaceae. Gene Ontology annotation, molecular function: protein kinase activator activity. Gene Ontology annotation, biological process: cell division; signal transduction; positive regulation of protein phosphorylation. Gene Ontology annotation, cellular component: cytoplasm; nucleus. The transcript has 4 exons. Bases 53 to 976 code for a protein of 307 amino acids. The record is from RefSeq and is a predicted model, not a curated record.